Messenger RNA from Pseudomyrmex gracilis, 2929 nucleotides. RefSeq lists its product as uncharacterized. Gene Ontology annotation, molecular function: cobalamin binding. Bases 216 to 1622 code for a protein of 468 amino acids. Gene Ontology annotation, biological process: cobalamin transport. NCBI's taxonomy places the organism in Eukaryota, Metazoa, Arthropoda, Insecta, Hymenoptera, Formicidae. The transcript has 7 exons. The record is from RefSeq and is a predicted model, not a curated record.
UGGUGGUCGUCGCCGUCGGUCGCCGUGGAUGCCGCUAUCGAGUCAGUUUCGGCGGCGUCCUUGAUAAGGAACCAGCGCUCUCACAGGCGAAAGCCAAACGGUAUCGAGCAAAGAUCCGGAGGUUCGAUCCGCGAGGAAACCACAGGCAAACAAAAUACGACGCUCGAUUUCUUCGUUGAGGAAACGCAGUAACGUUCGGAACUCGUUCAAACGGAAUGUGGGGAAGAGCAAAUAUGGUGGCUGUGACUCUUCUCUUAGGAUGGUUUUGCAUUUUCGGGCAAGCGAGCAACGCCGAGGUGACAUCCGCCGAUAUCGAAGCGGAGACCAUCCUUGAACGAGCGGCCACGUGGCUAUGGGGUCAACGGGACAAGGACGCCGGUUGGGGUAACGACACGCAUCAAGUGCUGCUGGUCCUUCGUCUAGCCAAUCUCUCACGAGACGACAAUGUCGCGCCGCCGGCGCCACUCGAGUUGCAGCUCACCGCCAAGCAAAUGGAACUGGAAAUCGUGCUUUUGCUUUGGAGACAUCGAGAAAUCGGAUUUUCCCCGGUUCGAUUGGCACGCUACACUCUGGCCUUGAACGCGAUGUGCAUGGACCCGAGACAAUUCCACGGUCACGAUCUGAUCGGCACGCUGCAGCAUCACGAACCACCGACGGAUUACGAAUUCGCGCUCACCACUUUGGCGGCGUGCAGCGCACAGGCUCACGUGCGCAAACGGCAGAUACGUCGUCUCUUGGAUAUCGCGAAUGCCGCGUUGGAUCACAAUGUCGACACGGUGGCGAUGGUGAUUCUGGCGAUGCAGUGCAUCGUCCAGGACCAUCGACAUCGCAAUCUCCAUCACUUCAUGCGCAAACCGUCGAUGGGACUGGCGCAGCAGCAGAGGCUCGACGGCAGUUUCGGCGAUCUGCACACCACCGCUCUGGUGAUGCAGGCGUUGGAGGAGGUGGAGAACGAGCCGGCCGACAAUUGGAACCGAUCCGCGGCUUUGACCUGGCUGCUCGGCCAGCAGCGACCGGACGGCUCGUUCCACGGUGACGUGCGAGCCACCGCCGAGGCGAUGUUGGGCGUCGCGCCGCGCGGAUUGGCCAGCAUUCGAGCGCUUGACUGCGGGCAAGGUCUAGCGGACACCUCGCCACCCCGUCUGACCACGAGCAACAUUGCAGACGUCGGAACUUCCGACACUCACAACGAGACCGCUGUGUCGUCGGAAGCGUCGGGAGGUAACACCAGCAACGUGGACAUCACGGUCGCGAGCACCGCGACCCCGGUGCUGGUGAACGUGUCGUACACCCUGUGGGUCGGCAGCAACGUGAACGAGACGUACAAUCUGACGGUGACCGCGCCCAAGAACGAGACCUUCUACGGCGUGAUGCUGCUCGCGGCGGAGAUGUCGCCCCACUUCCAGUUCACCGCGUCCGAAUGGCCUAACGGUCACUACGUUCACACGCUGGCCGGCUAUAAAGAGGAACCGAUGUCCUAUCACUACUGGUUGCUUUAUAGAUUACCCUCCCCGCCGGAACCCUCCUCGCCGCCUGGAAAUCAGUUGGUCGCGCCCGGAGGCGUCGACAAUUUGCAGAUCAGCGAAGGGGAACACUAUCUCUUCUGGUACAAGAAGCUGUGAACUGUCUUGCGAGCGCGGCGAAGAGAAGCAAAAUAAGAAAAAAGUAAACGAGAAGGCAACAACAAGAGGGAGGGAGUGAGAGAUGGGAAGAGGGAGAUAUUUCGCAAGAAGCAAACAAGAGAGAGAGAGAGAGAGAGAGAGAAAGAGUGUGUGUGUGAGACUGUGCAAAUGAGGGAGUGGAAGGAAGAGUGCGAUCUCGAAGCUCUAGAGCGAGAUCCAGUAUUCACUGCCAUCGCUAAUUGUCGACACAUAAGAAAUACGCGCAACGCUAGGAAAAAUGAAGAUUAGGUGAAGAGAAUAUAUACACAUAGGUGCCAUAUGUACAAUAUAAAUACAUAAAAAAAUAAAAAUAUACUCACACAAAUACCCACACACAUACACAGUUGGCAGUGGAUUUUUGAAACUCCGUUCUAGUGGCUGACUUGGAGGAUCCGAUCGAAAGACGAGACACCAUCGCGGUCUCGUUAUCGACAAGCUCGGGGUCGAUAUCAACAAUACACACAUAUACACAUAGACGUCACUCGUUAACACGUUGAAUAUCGCGACACACAAUGACGACAUACAUAAAAUUUACGACAAAAAAUCUAGAACUUCUAGGAUAGUAGCGUUCGUUUUAGAAUUUUCUGCGUUAUUUGGACACAAUAAGGUGACGGGGGCGACAAAUUCCCGGCAUCAGAGUUCGCGUGUAAAAUGCAAAGCAGCGCUGUAUUUUAGAAGAGGAUCGCGUAGAUGUUCUCUAGAGCCGAAUUACACAUUCGAGGAGCGAGGAAAUUUUGCGCGCGGCGUUCAACGUGUUGACUCGAUAAGCUGCGAAAAGCUACAUAACGUUUUCUAUGAGAUUGCAAUGCACAAGAAGCAUAAUUGUACUUAUCGUAAUUAAUUCGUAACCCAAUAAACCAAAAAACGAAUAGCCGUAAUUAUUAGCGAAAAGUAUUCCCGUUCCCGAUGUUCCCGCGAGCCGGCUGUAACGUGUUAAUUUAGACAAAUAUCCUCUGAUAAUUAAGGGGAAAAAUAAACGACGAAUAAUAACUAAGUAUAAGUAAGUAAAUAAGCAUAAAUAAAUAAAUAAAUAAAUAAAUAAAUAAAUAAAUAAAUUUGGCCUGCUGCUGCUGCUGCUGCUACUGUGCAACGUACUGUGUUCGACGAAGAAGAAGCCGCAGGAUAAAAAACGCAAUCAUCGACGUCGUAAUAAUACUUUCGUUUGCGCGCGCACGUUGUAUCUUGUUUAAUCGAACAGUUCGAGUGCGAUGUACACAAUUUUGUUUUUUCUUCUUGAACACCUAAUAAAGGAAUCACACACACAAUGA